AUGAGUGAAUUUCCGAUAAGCCCUCUGAUUUUAAUUGGGGUAGGUUCCAGUUUUGCCUGUUCAGGCCUCUUUUAUAAUUUAUAUCAGGAUAAGAAAAGGGAGCUGAUGAAGCUGAAGCAGAUACCAGUAUUCCGACCAGAUCACCACUUGGCCAUGGUGCUACAUUCAUCUCCUCACAAGAGGCUGCAAUAUGUCGCAGUAGAAGGUUUGGUUGAGUCAGAUGAAAAGCCACUUGGCAGCCAAUUUGUCCCAAGAUGCUAUGGUGUGAUACAGAAGAUAAAGGUUGCGGAACAUGGGGAAUACUGGAAUCCCAGUUCUAAAACAUGGAGCUCCCGGCCUACCAACAGGAGAGAAACCAACAACUCUGUGCCCUUUUCUCUUAUCUCUCCUGGCUCCUACAUCUCUGACUUCCACGUGCAAGUGCAAGACUCCUCACAGGGCUCGGGGUAUUUUCUGGAGAGGGUUUACCACAGAGUAAGACGAGCAGAAGAGGGCUUGGUGAACGUAGUCUUGCAGGGCAUCAGUGGUGAGCGAGCGGUGGCAAUGGAGGAAAGCGAAGAGAUGCUACGGGUGGGGAGCAACCUGACAGUGUUUGGGGAGGUGGUUCUGGAAGAUGGUCACGGGAGGCUGAGGCCCCCAAAGGACGGCCGGAAGUACCUUUUCAUUCCCACUGACUACAAGAGCUACAUCGAGCGGCACGAGCAAUCAGCUAGUAUGUGGAAGAUGCUAACGACCGUUUCGGGCAUCAUUGGCGCCUCUUUACUCGCUGGUGUUAUUUGUGACACUCUGGGAAAACGAGAUAAUAGAUCUUAA
Molecule: messenger RNA, 813 nt
Organism: Nerophis lumbriciformis (worm pipefish)
Lineage: Eukaryota; Metazoa; Chordata; Actinopteri; Syngnathiformes; Syngnathidae
Source: RefSeq, a predicted model, not a curated record